ACGAUGGUUGGGCUGCAGUUUACUACGGCGGCUGCGCAUGACACUACGGCGAGUAAAUUGCGAAAAUUCUUCAAUGAUCAAGGUAUGGCUAAGGCGUUUUAUUGGCUGGGGAAAUUUCGCCGAAGACUUGUCUUUGGAGAUUAUUUAUGUGCAGCAUGUUGACAGUACACCAAUGCGCAAGUGGCAGAAUUGUAAAGAUAUCAAUGAUCUGGAGAAAGGAAGACAAAGUGAUAAGACAAUUGCGAAGUUGUGGAGAAACGCACAUCAGUAUCAGUUGACGUUAUUCUACGAAGACGUUCCAAGUAUCCCACUUAAUCAGCAUUCAUAG
This is a messenger RNA of Trypanosoma conorhini, 328 nucleotides long. RefSeq names its product putative retrotransposon hot spot (RHS) protein. NCBI's taxonomy places the organism in Eukaryota, Euglenozoa, Kinetoplastea, Trypanosomatida, Trypanosomatidae. The annotation marks the transcript as partial. The record is from RefSeq and is a predicted model, not a curated record. The transcript has a single exon.